Molecule: messenger RNA, 309 nt
Organism: Prorocentrum cordatum
Lineage: Eukaryota; Dinophyceae; Prorocentrales; Prorocentraceae
Source: the annotation of a GenBank genome assembly
AUGGGCGGCCACAUGCGAUUGUGGCACCCCAAGUGGUUCUCGCGCUACCUCUGGGGCUUCGUCGGCUCAGCGCAGCUGAUGGGCUUCGCCGCCGACCAGAGCUACGGCAUCAACCGCGCGAAAAACCCCGAGGUGCUCUGGCCGUGGUGGCACGAGAUCAUGCGGAAGAAGGAGAACGGCGAGAUCCCCAUGGACAUGCCGGGGUACAUGCUCACCAAGUACCGCAACGAGUCAGAGCAGCGAUGGAGCGCCGAGAAGGAGGAGAAGUUCGGCGAGUUCAUGAACGCUAUGAGCGCGGAGGAGGAGUGA